AAGGUCCGCUGGCUGAAGAACGGGCGACGGGCAACGGAGGGGGUCUUCUAUGGGGAGGAGCUGCACAACGGCGACUGGACGUACCAGACCCAGGUGAUGCUGGAGGACACCCCCCAGCGUGGAGACGUCUACGCCUGCCAGGUGGAGCACGCCAGCCUGGAGACGCCCAUCACCGUGCAGUGGGAGCCGCGGACUUCCGAGUUGGCCAGGAGCAAAGUGUGGACGGGGGUCAUGGGGGCCCUGCUGGGUGUGGUCUACCUGGCUGUGGGGCUCUCCCUCUACCUGAGGAGCAAGAAAGCGUCUGCCAUCCAGCAGCCUCCAGUGCUCAUCGGCUAGUCCUCCAAGGCCAGGCAAAGCAGAAGACACCCAAAUACUUCCUGCUGGAGCUCCGCUUUUCUGUGCUGUCCUUGGGAGAUGCGAAGGCGAAGGGGCUGGAAGCUGCGGAUCGGAACGAGGAGGAGAAGCUCAGCUGAAGCCGCUCCCGCAAGGACCAGCUGGACAUUCACUGAUUUUCUGCCUGCUUUUGCUUCGGUGGGCAGGGGGUGGUGGAGUGGGACUCAUCCUGCCAGCGCCCAGAAAACGCCUGCCCAUAUUCCGUGGUCUGUGGCUCAAGGGCCAGACUUUUUCUCUUGGUUGGGCCUCAUCCUGUGGAGGCCCAGGUUUCUGGUUAAGGGCUGAGAGAGGACCCGUUCCCUCCUCACCCGCACCGCUGUCCCUCCUGACGGGGACAGCGCUGAGUUGCUCCUGGCCAGCUUCCGCGUUCCCCAGAAUAUCUUCAAUUCCAGGGCUUGCAAUUCUGAAAGCUUCAGUCACACUUGCAGGCUGGCUUUGCACUCAUUGAAUGGAGAUAUAAUAAAUUCUGUUCUUGCUGGAA
This is a messenger RNA of Varanus komodoensis (Komodo dragon), 874 nucleotides long. Its product is annotated as rano class II histocompatibility antigen, A beta chain-like. Lineage: Eukaryota; Metazoa; Chordata; Lepidosauria; Squamata; Varanidae. Gene Ontology annotation, molecular function: MHC class II protein complex binding. The transcript has 4 exons. Gene Ontology annotation, cellular component: MHC class II protein complex. The record is from RefSeq and is a predicted model, not a curated record. Gene Ontology annotation, biological process: peptide antigen assembly with MHC class II protein complex; immunoglobulin production involved in immunoglobulin-mediated immune response; positive regulation of T cell activation. The annotation marks the transcript as partial.